UGUGUUUUCUCAGAUGUCAGAGCUGCUAGCAUUUAUCACCAACGUUAAACACGUGUGAUUCAUGUGUAAAAUCAAUUCUCUUAAUUUUUUAUAUUAAUGGAUAAAAUGAUCAUGUUCUUUAGUUUAUAGAAAACUAAUUCUAAAAACCAAUAAUGGAACAAAUAUUUAAAAGAGUUCGGCAUGUUGAUCCAAAUAACAGUGAUGCUGUGAAAGAAGUACUGUCAAACUUUUUCCAAAAUUUGCCGAAGCGCAAUGAUAUUAACAAUAAAAAGUUUUUGGACGAGUUAUUGAUUAUAAUUAACCGGUAUCCUAAAUAUUGUAUGUCAUAUCGUAAUAUUAUUGAGUCAUUUAUAAGUAAUUACUUAAGCUCCAACAAUUACUACAAUGUUAUUAAAGCAGCUAAGUGUGCACAUGCACUACAACAGGUUCGUCCUAUUCAAGAUAAGACAGCAACGCCGAAAUCUUGUUGGCGGCAGCAGAUGAACUCAUUGUGUAAUGCUGCACACUCACUCAUAGAAGUGAUAUUUGCUGAUGCUGUCGACAUUUACAGAAGUAAUGCUAAGCCUACAGAGAGUCAUUCAAAUUCUCCGUUAUCAACUGUCCUUGCAAAUAUCGUUAAAAAGUCCCAAGACAAAGACAGAUCUCAGUUGAUGAUGACAAGACUCAAGAACGUAUUCACAUUCAUACAGGCUAUGUUGGUCGAAAUAUAUCCUGUACCGAAACCAAUCCAGCCUCGUUCAAUACUAGAUGUGAUAGUGAGGUCUCUGAGUGUGAGCAGUCAACACGUGUCUCUGGACGUAGCCUCUGUUAAAGUGCAGGCCUUGAAGACGUUGGAUGCUAUGAUUCUGUGUCUGGGAUCAAACCUGAUACCAUAUUCACCUCUAGUCUUUAGACUUGCGACGCAGACUUUGAGAUGGACCUCGGACAACAUGAGCAGAACUACCGGCAAAGUUCGUUGCACAGCGUACAGUACGCUGAGCAAGUGGCUUCUAACACUGCACAUUUAUAAGAUGCCAGAAAAAAAUACCUGGGAAGAUGAUCUGACGGCGCAUGUCGUGAGGGACGUGACCCCGGCGAAGAGAGUUGUGGCGCUUACGAUGGGGCCGCAGCCGACUAAAAAUUUAAGCAAAAAAGCCAAAAGGAAAUUAGCUAAUUCACAACUGUUGCAAAGCUCAAUCGCCGCUCACAUGCCCGGGGAGAAAAAUAAGAUUGAUAUUCCAGAGGAAGUGAACAAUGAGGUCACGGUAUCAGCCUUGCAGUUCGCAGAAGUUUUCUUCACUGUUUGCGGAAGAUUCCUCAAACCGGCCACACAUAAGUUAUUCCAAGAGCGUGUCAUCCGCCAUCACUCAGCAGGGGAGACGUUGCUGUACCUGCGAGUGCUGGAGGCGAGUCGCAAGACGACGCCGGCGACCGUGGCUCCACCGACACAGUACUGUCUUCAUAUAUACAGUACGCUUGUGAACAGCUCCGACGCCGAGAUAUCAAAAUUCUGUAGUCAAGCUCUACUGGAUAUAAGACUGCACCUAUAUUGCUCGCCGCCGUCCAUCAACCUGGCUAUAGAAAUACCUCAAGAUGAAGAGGAAACGGCGAAUAAAAGGAAGAAGGUCUCGUCCAAAAACAGGGCCAUGUUAGAGUAUUUAUUAGGGCCGGAUAAAGUGCCCCGAGAUAAAGAAGACGAUGUUAUAACGAUUCCAGACGAACCGUCGAAUAAGAAACAACGUGUCGACGAAUUGGAUAGAAUAAGUCUAAGCAGCGAUUCCACCAGCACUGUUAAGAUACCGUACGGAACAGACAUCAGCUCAGACUCGGACGGGGAUAACGUCAUGGAGGUCGACGUAGUCGUCGAAAUGAAUCACACCACAGGCAGAGAGAGAGUUCUAGAAGCCGCCGACGUUCCGAAGAUAUCCAUAAACGACGAAAAGCAAUCAGGCGAUCAAAUAAGUCUAAAUGAUAUAACAAACGAUGAGAGCAACCAGGCCGACGCGAUUACUAAUGAAGACGUCUCUGAUGUUAUACAUGAAGCGCCAACACAACUGAGCACAUCAAGUGGCGCCCCCCAAGUAGUGUACGACCAUCCGGAUACAGGAACCGGCGACGUCACAGUCCUAGAGAGGAUUGACGACGAAAAUAUACCAAGCACGAACGAUACGGACGAAGAUGCGAUAACUUGCGGGCAAAUCGUACGAAGCUCGCAAGAAAUUGUCAACGGAAAUAAUGAGCCGGAAGUCAAUGGUGUGGAUAAAAUUACUGAGGACAGCGAUGUGUAUAAUAUUACCACGAAAGAUAUAAAUAAGGGGGAAGAUAAUCUUGCUGCCAAAAUAGAUGGAACCAGUGUGGAAGAUAUGAUGGCGGAUUUCGUUGAUGAAGUAAAUGAAGCUGUAGCUGUGUAAGGUGUAUAUUAUUGUUUUUUAAUCGACUUCAUCGCGAAGGAGGUUCUCAGUUCGACAUUUGUAAUAUUGUGCCAAUAAAUGCAUUUACAUA
Molecule: messenger RNA, 2481 nt
Organism: Danaus plexippus (monarch butterfly)
Lineage: Eukaryota; Metazoa; Arthropoda; Insecta; Lepidoptera; Nymphalidae
Exons: 13
Coding region: 153-2390 (745 amino acids)
Biological process (GO): rRNA processing
Cellular component (GO): nucleus
Source: RefSeq, a predicted model, not a curated record